Triticum aestivum (bread wheat) is the source of this 2199-nucleotide messenger RNA. RefSeq names its product putative disease resistance protein RGA3. The coding region runs from base 1 to 2199 and encodes 732 amino acids. The transcript is spliced from 5 exons. The record is from RefSeq and is a predicted model, not a curated record. Gene Ontology annotation, biological process: defense response to other organism. NCBI's taxonomy places the organism in Eukaryota, Viridiplantae, Streptophyta, Magnoliopsida, Poales, Poaceae. Gene Ontology annotation, molecular function: ADP binding.
AUGAUGGUGUGGUGGAUCCCGACCCUUGCCGGCGGGAGGGCUCAGUUUUUAGAUGUCCCUUCGAGUUUAGUUAAGAUUUUUUUGAACGACAUAGCAGCUACAUGCAAGUCAAAUGACAAAGUGUUUGCCAUAUCAACUAUAUCCUCAAAAGAUAUAUUAAGCAUUCAUGUUGUUUUGAAUGAUAAUGACGAAUCUCUUGUUGAGGGAUUAAAGGAUAUUGGGAUGGAGAUUAUAGAAAGAUGUGAUGGUUUGCCACUUGCAGUUAAGGUGGUUGGAGGACUUUUGCUAAGCAAGGGAAAAACAAGAGGUGAUUGGCUUGAUGUUUGUAGUAAUGUUGCAUGGUCAAUGACUACAAUUAGCGAUGAUGUCAACCAAGCAGUGUAUGUGAGCUAUGAGGAAUUACCACAUGUUUUGAAGCAAUGUCUUUUAUAUUGUUCACUCUUUCCUAAGGGUGUAUUGAUCAAGAGUGCGGAUAUAGUCAAUAUGUGGAUUGCUGAAGGUUUCAUACAUAUCACAAGUAUGAAACAGCCAGAAGAUCUGGGAGCGGAGUACUACAAACAAUUAGUCUCACGGAAUCUUCUAGACCCGGAUUAUCGUUUUUAUGAUCAAAAAGCAUGCACCAUGCAUGAUGUUAUCCGCUCAUUUAGUCAGUCUGUAGUGAAACAUGAAGGUUUGUUUGUUGAGGAGGGGCUUAAUCCAAGUUUUACUUCAGGUACAAGCAUAUCUGAGAUCCCACAAGGAAUAGGUGAUCUGAUGUUUAUGCAGUUCAUCGAACUUGCAGAUUGUGUAAAAAUUUCUCAUGUUCCAGAUAGCAUCUUGAAGCUGCGAAAGCUAAGGUAUAUCAACUUUGCUGGCACCAACAUAGCAUCAAUUCCCCGUGGAUUUGGGAAGCUGGAAGAUUUGGUCAUGAUAUCUGGGUUUCCAACUCAUUCAGAUGAUAAUACAGAUCAAGUAUGGUCCAGUCUGGAAGAACUAGGGCCUUUGUCGAGACUCACAAUGCUUGCCAUAGAAAGUUUGGAGAAGGCAUCUUCUGGUUUUGUGGCCGCUAGAGCAAAACUUAGUAGUAAAGCCCACCUAAGAAUUUUGAACCUGGGAUUUACUAUUAGGCUAGCACAGAAUAGGGAGGUGGAAGAGCAAAACAAUGGGGAGCAAGAGAGAGUCGAGGAGGUUUUGGGUAAUCUCUGUCCUCCAACCUGCAUAGAACAGCUUGCCAUCAUUGGAUACUUUGGACACAAACUUCCCCAGUGGAUGAGAAUGGUGUCAGUCUUUACCUUCUUAAAGCGGCUUGAGCUAUCAAGUUACGCUUGCUAUGAGCUGCCUUCCGGCUUAGGCCAACUCCCCUCUCUUGACUAUUUUUGGGUUGACCAAGCUCCAUUCAUCCAAUAUAUCGGUCAUGGUCUUCACAUGCCCUCAAUUGGUGGUCGGGGCAUCGGCCUAGAUAAGAUGCUUUCUGGUGGUGGUGUUGUUGUUGCAUUUCCCAAGCUGAGGAAACUUGGGUUUCAGGGGAUGUUGGGACUGACAGAGUGGGAAUGGGAGCAGCAAGUCCCAGCUAUGACAACUUUAGAGGUGCUUACAAUUGUCAAUUGUCAGCUCAAGUAUCUCCCUCCUGGACUUGCACAUCAUGCAAAUGCACUGCGGGAGUUGGAUCUAAGAAACCUCUCGCACCUGCUCUCCAUACACAACUUCCCUUCACUCGUUGAGCUUCGCAUAGUUGACAACCGAACACUAGAGAGAAUCAACAACAAUCCAAAUUUGCAGCACAUUUACAUUGUUAGCUGCCCAGGGCUAAAGGUAUUGGAAGAUUUGCCAUCACUCAAGAGCAUCGAAUGGGUGGAUGUGACUGCUCAAGUGCUCCCAGAUUACUUCCGGCACUCAAAGUUAGAUAAGUUGAUUGUACAAUGCUACAUAAGCUUGCUCAAACUGAUAUCCUUACAAGAUGCCAACUCUUCGGGAUCCGAGUGGGGAAAGAUCCAGCAUGUUCAGCAACUAAGAGCAACUGGGUACAUAUCAGCGGAAGAAACACGAUAUAUCUCCUACACCAAGGAGCCCUACUCCUACAAAACAGACAUUGUGGCCGGUGGCUGUGUCCACGUGGAGGCCUGGAGGGUGAUCUUUCUUCAGGCGAUAGCAGACACGACCAGGAAGGGUCUCUGCAUGGUUUGUUCCCCGUACAACAGGGUGGACGACGCGAGGUUGUGA